Messenger RNA from Theileria orientalis strain Shintoku, 4899 nucleotides. RefSeq lists its product as uncharacterized. The transcript is spliced from 7 exons. The record is from RefSeq and is a predicted model, not a curated record. Bases 1 to 4899 code for a protein of 1632 amino acids. NCBI's taxonomy places the organism in Eukaryota, Apicomplexa, Aconoidasida, Piroplasmida, Theileriidae. Gene Ontology annotation, molecular function: nucleic acid binding; ATP binding.
AUGAACAGAAAUGUUCAUGUAAAUUUAAUCAUUCAGAUUAUCGCAAUAUUAAGAAUUUGUACCAUAGAAUGCGGAUUUAUAAACCCGAAAUUUGAACAAAAAGCGUUCGUUACACAUUUCGGAAGUAAAUUCAAGAACAGUGAAAUUGGAUCGACAGUUAUCGCAAACCUGCCCUUUGACCCGGGAGGAGUGCAAACAACGGAAGAGCACGUGGAAGAUUUGAAAAAAGUGUUUCUGUUCAACGUGGCCCAUAAGUUGAAGGACGGAAGAAAACUUUUGGACUCAUACACAGUUCCACUGAGUAAACAGAAGCUGGCAGUAGAACACUUUAACAGAUAUUUCGCAGAAGGAUACGAACCGAAGGCCAAAAGAUUGGAGGAAAUAAUAAGUAACUUUGAGUCAACCAAGAGUGAAAUAAGUGAAACGGUGAGAAGCAUACAAGAUGUGUUUCUGUCGGAGAUUUUGGGAAAAUAUGAAUAUAAAGAGGACAUUACAGACCAGGAAGCGCUCUCGAGGCAAGUGGACUUGAUGUAUGCCGCGGACCUGAUGGCCUCAUACAUACUGCUGUUUACGAGGAAGAUGGUCAGAAGGGUCCUAUACAAGUUCAUAUGGACCAAAUUCGCAUUUUUAGACGCAAAUAAGGAGUACCUGUGCUGCAACUGGAUAGUAAACGGAGGAGUACACGACACGAACCUGCACAAAAAAUUUACCCUGGAGGAGCUGACAAACGAGGACCUGAUAAACAUAAUAAGACUCCACAAAAACUACCUGACCUUCGUAAAGGUUAAGUCGAGAAGAGUGCUGAGCAUGCUGGAUAGAAGCGCACUGCUGUCGAUAUUUCAGACAAUACUGAUGAGGUCAAUAUGGGCACACUACGUGCACGAGCCGUCAAGUCUAUCAAUAGAGAAGCCGAAGAGAGAUGAGGAAGAGGAAAAAAGGCCGGAAGAAUACGUGAGCCUGAUUGAAGCGGAACCUGAGGAGGAAGAAGAGAAAGGAGAACAGGGGUACCUGGACAACAUAUACGAGUGGAUGAUAAGAUAUAGAAAUAAAUUAAACAGUAGCAGAAACGUGAAAGGAAUCAACUACCUAAACAGCGAGGAGUUUGAUCGCCUGAAGGAAUCACUGAGCUCAAUGGAGAAGCUGCUGGUGGAAACGGCGCCGAAACCGGAAUAUAAAUCGACAAAAGCAGGAAGAACAAGAGUAAAGACGGACGAAGAUAGCAAGAGGAAGGAGCUGAGGCAGAGCCUAAAGGCACUAAUAGAGUACUACAAGGACCACUUGAGGACAGUAAGCGGAAUAUACGGAAAAAUAGAGGAAAGGCCGAGAGUGGAAUUCCUGAAUAACCUAGUGCGCUACGAAAAAAAUGUCCUUCUGAACAUGGUGGUGGUGUACCUGUCAGCAAUACCGGAGCUUAAGCAGAUAAGAAGCAAGCAAACGUACCUACACUACAUGACACUCAGCAGAAUAACGCUGGUGAAGCUGCUGUAUGUUGCACUUAUGAGGACGAACGCAGCAUUUGUGCCACUGAUAAACCACUUCUACAAAUACGACUUCAGCUUCCUAAGCGAGGAGGAGACGAGGAACCUGGAAGAGAAGAUGAUGAGGGAAAGAAAAGAAAUAAUAGAAAAAAACAACUUCACGCUCGACACACAAGACAUAUUGAUAUUUGACUUGGACGAAUUGGAAGGGCUGAUAGAUAUAAAUGCAAAAGUAAAUAGGAAUAUGCAGAGAAAAUGGACGAGAAUAAAUAGAGAGUCUAAGCAAGUGAUGACACUGGGAACGAGAAGAACAGAAGAAGUUAUUAGAUCUAUUUUGAAGCAUCCACCGCAUUAUAAGAUAGUACUGCAGUUGUUGAAUGAAAAUCAAUAUGAUAAUGAAGUAAUAAAGGAAAAUAUAGAAUACCUUAAUGCAAACAGUAGUACAGAUGAAAGAGAAGAAAGUGGAGGAUCAGAAGGAGGCGUGGAAGAAAGAGCGGAAGAGAAUGUUCAUAGAAUGAUAAGAAAUAAGAAAAUGGAAGUAAUAGUGAGUUUGAUGAAAGAAGAUGAAUUGAACAAAAUGUACUACCAGUUCCUGCAAUACGUGUACCCAUUUAACACAAUGAACCCAUCAGAAAAAUAUAAGGAGUAUUUGGAAGAUCAGGAACUGGGAGAUGAAGAAGUGCAAAUAGAAAACGAUAACAUAAUAUUCAGUACCCUGAAAGGAGAAGUGAAUGAAGAAAACAUAAAUGAAAUGAUAUACAAGUGCGCAAAAGCAGAAGCAAGUAGAAAGUACGCAACACAAAGAGAAAGUAUAAUAUCAUAUCUAUCGAAAACAGUGGAAGAGAAUGGAAAGUGUGAAACAGAAGAUGAAGAAAAAAUGGAAUCGGACAAGGAAGUUGAAAAAGUAAUGAAAUUGUCAGAAAAAACGGAUAUAGAGUUGAUAGAGGAGGCGAAGAAGCACGUAAAGAUGCUAGAAGAGGAUCCGAGAACACUUAGAAUAAAAAUGGAAAACUGCAGGUCAUUAGGAGGAAGAGCAAACGUGUUUACAAUACUGCCGUCCGGAAAAAAGGAAAACUACAGAAAUAUGACACUGCGAAGCAUGGAAGAAGACGAUAAAGGGUUUGAAAUCAAUAACGUGGUGAUUAGGAGGAAAAGAGAAGAGCCAAGAAGAUAUAGCAAUCACAUAUUUGAUGAAGGACCUAGAGAAAAAAUAGAAAAAAUGGAAUUCGGAGAAGAUUUAGUGGAAAAGUGGACUAAGCUGGGCCUGAACGAGAACGUGGCGAACGCAGCAGUGUCAUACAUUGCACACCUGUACAACGAACGGCCAAUCAGUGCCAUGGAUGACGACUACAUUAACAGCAUCAGUGGUGUGGGUGACUAUAAUAACGGUGGCCUGGAUGACAUGAGUAAAAGUAGUGGCCUUGAGAGAAUAUCUGUGGAAAAAAGACAAGUGGUUCAGCCACCAGUGAGGCCAAGCCUAAUACAGAUGCUAAGUAUACCGGAGAUGCUGAAAAAGGAAAGGAAAAACAUGGUGAUAUGCGGAGGAGUGGGAAGUGGAAAGACGCUGGCGUACAUGCUGCCAAUACUGCAGAAGCUGAAGGAGCACGAAAGGUGGAAGCUGAGAGAGCCGUCGUCACCAAGGUGUAUAAUACUGGCGCCAACGUCGGAGCUGUGCGACCAGAUAGGUAAAGUGGUGAAGGAGCUGUCACACAUGGUGAAGAUCUCGUCGGAAACAAUCUCGAAGGACUGCACAGCGAAGGUGAUAAAGAGUAAGCUUAAGGGGCUGGUGGACGUAGUAGUGGCAAUGCCGUCAAAACUGCAUAAGUAUAGAAAGUAUAUGAAGCUGAAUCAGCUGAGGUACGUGGUGAUAGAGGAGGCAGACUGUAUGCUUAACGAAGGGUUCUUUCCACAAGUGUACUCAAUACUGCAGCAAACACCGAACUAUAGUCGACUAGGAAGAAGGAGCGCAGAAGGAGGGAAGCAGCAAGUUCAGAUAGUGCAGGUGGCGUCGAAUAUAAGUUAUCUGAAGUUCUUCGAGUCAAUACAAUCGUCGUUCAAGAAAGUGGAGUUGUAUAAACACAUACUGGAUUACUACUUUUCGCCACUCAAUAAGAAGAAAAAUGAGACAUUUGUGUACAAUGAGAAAAUAAUAGAAGAUAUAGUGGGAAGUUACAAGGUAGUAGAUGAGAUAGGAAUAACGAGACCAAGAAAGGGGAUCAGGCACAUAACACUGAUAAACCUGCUCAACGAAAGGGGCCAAGAGAGUGAGGAUAGGAAGAUAGUGAUAUUCUGCAGAAAGGUAAAGGCAGCGAUAGCAAUAGACCACUACUUGAACGAGUCGGGAUACGAGCCAAUAACAAUACACGGAGAGAUGCCGUUUAAAAUGAGGAGGAGGAACUUUAGAGAGUUUAAGAAGAGGAGAACGUCGAUUCUGGUAACGACGGAGCUGAUGAGCAGAGGACUUAACCUGGACGCAGACGUAGUGGUACUGUUCGACUUUCCACUCAACGCAAACGACUACAUAAGGAAGUCGUCACUGUUGAUACACACGCCGUUUUUAACACACAGUCCACCGCUAAAUACUACGCCGUUACUAAAAGGCGCUCAGAAUCAGGUAUUAGAAACGGGUUCAUCAGGCUUAAUGGAGCACGGAAAGGCGAGAGAGAGGCAAAAGAUAUGCAUAGGAUUGAUAGAUAAGAAGGACGAAGUGCUGAGCGAAGCAAUAAGAAGAAGUUUGAUGGUGGACUACUUUCCACUCAAUAAACUGAGCAGCAGAAGGAAGGACUACAAUCACCUGACGGGAACGCUGAAGUACCUGACGCAGGCAGGAUGCUACUAUAAGUUCAUGAAGCACCUGAGAGAGCUGAAGGUGGAAGGAACGUUCGACGCGGAGCAAAUGCACAAGUACCUGGACAGGUACAGAGAACUCGUGAAGGAGCAGUUUGUAAACAGCUUCAAAAAGGUUAAGCUGAGAAGAGUAAGAAUAUGUAAAAGGAGAAGAGAGCUGAUGCGAAAGCUGAAGAUGCUGAAGAAGUGGAACAAGGCAAUAAGGCUGAAGCAGAGAAUCAUAUCGGACCUGGACAGGAAAAAGAGAGAAAAGGACUACAUAUACGUGGGCCUCACGAAGGACCAGAGAAGCUGCCCGCCGAUGAAGGACCUGAAGAAGGUGCGCUACGAACUGCUGAAGCUGAAGCUGCUGAAGGGCUCAAACAACGAAAAGAUACUCAAGAGGUCGCAGAACCAAAUAUGCAAGUUCAUAAACAGGCUGCAGACGAAGCUGGUGGAGAGAUUGCACCUGCGCUCGAAGCUGCAGGACCAGCCGCAGCAGGUGAGCAUAUUCGAGCAGGUGAAGGACAAGCUGGAGCUGAUAAGGAGCGAGGACAGAAACAAGAACGUGCGAAGAAUAUGCUCACUGGUGUAA